Molecule: messenger RNA, 303 nt
Organism: Peronospora farinosa
Lineage: Eukaryota; Oomycota; Peronosporomycetes; Peronosporales; Peronosporaceae
Source: the annotation of a GenBank genome assembly
AUGGAGCGGAUGGAGAGCAAGGACAGUGCUCUGUGCGCCACUGAUAAGAUUUCGCUUGCAAAGGAGUCGCAGGUGCGCGGUUCGGAGGCUGACCUGAUCGAGCAGCGUGCGCCUACGCUGAUUGAAAGCUACAAGCAGAUGCAGGCUAAUUACCUGAAAUCCCCCGCUGAGGUGUGUAAGGUCAGAAACUACCGGUCUGAGCGUGAAAAGCCGAUUUUGCCACAAGAGACUGAACUUGAGACCGCCAAGAAGCUCAUCAAUAAUUGCAACUACUACGACCGCAGAUCGUGUGUUAAUUUGUGA